Trichophyton benhamiae CBS 112371 is the source of this 1050-nucleotide messenger RNA. RefSeq lists its product as uncharacterized. The coding region runs from base 1 to 1050 and encodes 349 amino acids. Gene Ontology annotation, molecular function: serine-type endopeptidase activity. Gene Ontology annotation, biological process: proteolysis. The record is from RefSeq and is a predicted model, not a curated record. NCBI's taxonomy places the organism in Eukaryota, Fungi, Ascomycota, Eurotiomycetes, Onygenales, Arthrodermataceae. The transcript has a single exon.
AUGCACUUGAUAUGGCCACUCGUUACAUUAUUCCUGCUCCAAGACUCCCUCGUUACAGCGGUGAUUCCCCUGGAGCCUAAAGGCGGUGGACUCUGUGGAAAGGCAUUUCCAGACCUCCGGGCAGAGGGACUGACGGUGGAUGAAAAGUGGAAUCUGAUCCCAGGGGAUGCAACGUGGGAGUUUGAAGGGAUACAGGAAAGCGAAUAUGGCAGCACGCUAGGCUUCAGCCCUAAUACGAGCAAGGAAAGCAACACUACCGCGCCUUACCACUUUGAUAUCAAAAGUUACGGCACUGAUAUCGCCCUAGUGUCCACAGAAGGGUCACCGUUCGACCAGUUCCGGGUCACUGCCACGAUAGGGUAUCCAUGGUCGACGAUAGGGAGGAUAUUCUUUCGGCGUUUUAGGGGGGACAAAGGCGGGUGGUGCACGGGAACUCUGGUUGGAAAGAACCUGCUCCUCACUGCAAGCCACUGUUUCCCGUGGAACUAUGGAGCCAGAAGGUGGAUGCGGUUUGUGCCUGGGUUUGGCCAUGGGAAGACACAAGCGGAGCCCUUUGGAAGCUCGUAUGUCUCGCAGUGUCGCGGGGUAAAGAACACGCUCAAUGUUACUGGUUUAGACUAUGUGAUAUGCAAGCUGUGUGAGCCGCUGGGCGAACGAGCGGGAUGGAUGGGGACUGCCUGGUGGAAGGAUACGCAGGCGUAUGUCAAGGGCCCGUGGUUGAGCUCUGGAUACCCGACUGAACCGUUCAAGGGCAUGACACAGAUGCUGGUCACCAACUUAACCCUGGACGGCGUUGACCCUCACGGAGAGAUUGGUGUCGAGCUCGAGUCGAAGGUAUUUGCGUCUGCUGGGUGGUCUGGCGGGCCCAUGUGGGAGUACAUCGAUGGCCGUCCUACGAUCGUUGGUAUCUGCAGUGGUGGGGAGCGAAGCUGCAGUGAGCAGCCAGGCGGCUGCUUCAUGGCGAACUUGUCUGACCCUUACCACGAUGUAUCUGCUGGCGGCAAACUCAUGACUGAGCUUGUUCGGUAUGGACAGAAGCAUUGGUCAUGA